AUGCCCCGCAACCUAUUGGACAUUGUUGAAGCCAUCGACAGCUUCCCAUACUAUGCCGACGACACACAAGCGUACGUCACCUUCAUGCAAGACUUUUACUACUUCACCAUCGAUGAGUAUCCCAAGCCUUUAGGUUACGUCCACUCUUCCAUCAUCGACAACGUCGCAUGGCCCGAUUGUUGGACCAUUGACCCUGCACGUCGAACGCUGAAUCUGCAUGUCCCAGCUGGUCCAGGCACUCCCUUCGACGUGCGGACUGAACUCGUCAAUGACACCGUGGCCCGCGCCAAGAAAGAAGGCAAGAUCAAGGAGAUGACCUGGAGCGGGGAGCCAAUGGCCGUUUACACUCCGGACGGUGAGCAUGUUUUCAACAUGAACAACCUUGGGAGCCAACUGCUCGGCGUAAUCUGCUUUGGCGUGCACCUGAUCGCUUGGACCGUCGUUGACAGCAAAAGGCUGUAUUGGCUUCAGAGACGGUCCGAGACGAGGCCCAUCCAUCCCGGGAAGCUCGACACGCUCGCCGGUGGAGGCAUCAAGGUUGGCGAACCCAUCAUCGACGCCAUGGUAAGAGAGGCAUUUGAGGAAGCCAGCAUCCCCAAGGAUUUCUCGACAUCUCACCUUCGACCUUGCGGCAUUGUCUCUUAUCAUUUGUCACACAGCCAUCUCAACAACCCGGGGUCUUUCCCUCACGCACUCCACGUCUUCGAGAUGGAACUGCCUACCGAUAUGAUUCCGAAGCCCAACGAUGGCGAGGUUUCUGAAUUCGUCACCAUGACAGAGUCCGAGGUCAUGGCCGCAUUGUUUCGGGACGACUUCAAGCCCAUUGUUGGCAUACAAUGGGUAGCGCAUUUCUGCAGGACCGGCGCUCUGACUCUGGAAAACGAACCGAGGCUGUUGGAGAUGUGCGCAAGAACACACCGGAACCUGGCCAGUUUUGUAGUCUAG
Messenger RNA from Ilyonectria robusta, 945 nucleotides. RefSeq names its product NUDIX hydrolase domain-like protein. The record is from RefSeq and is a predicted model, not a curated record. NCBI's taxonomy places the organism in Eukaryota, Fungi, Ascomycota, Sordariomycetes, Hypocreales, Nectriaceae. The transcript is spliced from 2 exons. Bases 1 to 945 code for a protein of 314 amino acids.